Molecule: messenger RNA, 2398 nt
Organism: Sorex araneus (European shrew)
Lineage: Eukaryota; Metazoa; Chordata; Mammalia; Eulipotyphla; Soricidae
Gene: RALBP1
Product: ralA binding protein 1
Exons: 10
Coding region: 222-2168 (648 amino acids)
Biological process (GO): positive regulation of GTPase activity; endocytosis; small GTPase-mediated signal transduction
Cellular component (GO): membrane
Molecular function (GO): small GTPase binding; GTPase activator activity
Source: RefSeq, a predicted model, not a curated record
GGAGGCGUGGAGGCGACGCCGCGCAACAGGCCCGCUUCUGGGUCGGUGCAGGGGAGGCUGCCUUUCCGGAGGGAUGAAACGGGCCUGGGAGAGGGGAGCGAGCGUGGCCGUCUGUCCUUCAAAUGAUCUGGCUGCUCGAUCACGCCUUUCUAAGUGUCUUCCUGAAAAUGUAAUGGAUAGGUAACAGAGAACUCUCUGCGCUGUCCUGUCAAGGAGGCAGGAUGACCGAGUGCUUCCUGCCCCCCACCAGCAGCCCUAGUGAACAUCGAAGGGUGGAGCACGGCAGUGGUCUGCCUCGAACCCCCAGCUCGGAGGAGAUCAGUCCUACCAAAUUUCCUGGGUUGUACCGCACCGGUGAGCCCUCUCCUCCCCAUGACAGCCUCCACGAGCCUCCUGAUAUAGUGUCUGAUGAUGAGAAAGACCAUGGCAAGAAGAAAGGAAAAUUUAAGAAAAAGGAAAAAAGGACUGAAGGCUAUGCUGCCUUUCAAGAAGAUAGCUCUGGAGAUGAAGCGGAAAGCCCUUCUAAGAUGAAGAGAUCCAAGGGAAUCCAUGUUUUUAAGAAACCCAGCUUUUCUAAAAAGAAGGAGAAAGACUUUAAAAUAAAAGAGAAACCCAAAGAAGAAAAACAUAAAGAAGAAAAGCACAAAGAAGAAAAACAUAAAGAGAAAAAGUCAAAGGACUUGACAGCAGCGGAUGUUGUUAAACAAUGGAAGGAAAAGAAAAAAAAGAAGAAGCCAAUUCAGGAGCCAGAGGUGCCUCAAAUCGAUGUUCCAAAUCUCAAGCCCAUUUUUGGGAUCCCAUUGGCUGAUGCAGCAGAGCGAACCAUGAUGUAUGAUGGCAUUCGACUGCCAGCAGUUUUCCGUGAAUGUAUAGAUUAUGUAGAGAAGUACGGCAUGAAAUGUGAAGGCAUCUACCGAGUUUCAGGAAUUAAAUCAAAGGUGGAUGAGCUAAAAGCUGCCUAUGACCGAGAGGAGUCUCCAAACUUGGAAGAAUACGAACCCAACACCGUAGCCAGUUUGCUGAAGCAGUAUUUGCGAGAUCUUCCGGAGAAUCUGCUUACCAAAGAGCUCAUGCCCUGCUUUGAAGAGGCCUGCGGGAGGAGCACAGAGAGUGAGAAAGUGCAGGAGCUGCAGCGCUUGCUGAAGGAACUGCCCGAAUGUAACUAUCUUCUGAUUUCCUGGCUGAUUGUGCACAUGGCCCAUGUUAUUGAGAAAGAACUGGAAACAAAAAUGAACAUACAGAACAUUUCUAUAGUGCUCAGCCCAACGGUUCAGAUUAGCAAUCGUGUCCUGUAUGUGUUUUUCACUCAUGUGCAAGAGCUUUUUGGGAAUGUGACACUGAAGCAAGUGACAAAGCCUCUCCGAUGGUCUAACAUGGCUACCAUGCCUGCACUGCCCGAAACCCAGGAGCGCAUCAAAGAGGAGAUCAGGAGACAGGAAUUUCUUUUGAAUUGUUUACAUCGAGAUCUGCAGGGUGGAAUUAAGGAUUUAUCUAAAGAAGAAAGAUUAUGGGAAGUACAAAGAAUUUUGACAGCCCUCAAAAGAAAACUGAGAGAAGCUAAAAGACAAGAGUGUGAAACCAAGAUUGCCCAAGAGAUAGCCAGUCUUUCAAAAGAGGAUGUUUCCAAAGAAGAAAUGAAUGAAAAUGAAGAAGUCAUAAAUAUUCUCCUUGCACAAGAGAAUGAAAUCCUGACGGAGCAGGAGGAACUUUUGGCCAUGGAGCAGUUUUUGCGCCGACAGAUCGCUGCGGAGAAAGAAGAGAUUGAGCGCCUCAGAGCUGAGAUCGCGGAGAUUCAGAGCCGCCAGCAACACGGCCGGAGUGAGACUGAGGAGUACUCGUCUGAGAGCGAGAGCGAGAGCGAGGAUGAAGAGGAGCUUCAGAUCAUCUUGGAAGAUCUGCAGAGGCAGAACGAAGAGCUCGAAAUAAAGAACAAUCAUUUGAACCAAGCGAUCCACGAGGAGCGGGAGGCGAUCAUUGAGCUGAGGGUGCAGCUCCGCCUGCUUCAGCUGCAGCGAGCCAAGGCCGAGCCGCCUGCAGACGACGACGAGCCUGAGAGACGUGGGGGGGCGGCACAGCCCCCCCGGGACCCGGUCCCGGACAUGAAAGUGGCUAAAGAGCAGCAGGCCAAGCCGUCGCCCGGCAGAGACAGGAAGGAGACCCCCAUCUGAGGGCGGAGCAGCCCCGUGCGUCUUACUGUGAGGCGAGCCGUGGCUCCCUGUACAUUCUGUAAAGCCCCUCCGAGACCCUCCCCACUCCGCACCGUCAUGCAGGCUCAGGUUACCAGGAGGCCACGCAGUGGGCACGGUGGGCGUGGAGGGGACACUUGGGUUUCCAGAUAGGGUCGGCUUCUUCGAAGAUUAAUUUUCUUUGUUAACUUAAAAUAACUUUUAACCCUUGA